Molecule: messenger RNA, 978 nt
Organism: Rhagoletis zephyria (snowberry fruit fly)
Lineage: Eukaryota; Metazoa; Arthropoda; Insecta; Diptera; Tephritidae
Product: peroxidase-like
Biological process (GO): response to oxidative stress
Molecular function (GO): peroxidase activity; heme binding
Source: RefSeq, a predicted model, not a curated record
AUGAAAAAAUUCUUGAUAUACGGACGCUUGCUAUCAUCGAAGUACGGGGAUGGCAUUUCGUCGCCGUCUCGAUCAAUAACAGGCGAAGAGUUGCCGAAUGCAAGACUUAUUUCACUAGUCGUUUUUGGGGAACUGGAUGUUCCGGAUCCACAAUUUACAUUAGUCAACAUGCAGUGGGGUCAAAUAUUAACACAUGACAUGAGCAUGCAGGCUGGUGGAACCCAAGCCAGGAAACAUCCAACACGUUGCUGUACUGAUGAAGGUCGCCUUAUUGCCACGAAUGAAGCACAUUCAACAUGUUAUCCUAUUGUGAUACCACCUAACGAUCCCGCCUACUCCCAAGUGGGUACAGAAUGCCUAGACUUUGUGCGAACUCUAACAGACCGUGACAUUAAUUGUUUAUAUAAUAAUGGUCCAGCAGAGCAAUUGAGUGCUGUAUCAUCUUAUGCCGAUCUCUCACUUGUUUACGGAAAUUCUAUACAGCAAAAUAGUGAGAUACGGUCUUUUGAGGGCGGCCGAAUGUUAGUGGAUCAACGAAGUGGGGGUGAAUACCUUCCCCCAUCCCGAAAUGCCACUGGUGAUUGCGAUGCCGCCCCGGCCGGUGAGGUGUGCUAUCAAGCUGGUGACAUUCGGGUAAAUCAGAAUCCCGGAUUAGCCAUUUUACAUACCAUUUUACUGCGAGAGCACAAUCGCAUCGCUGAUACUUUGGCUAAACUGAAUCCGCAUUACAACGAUCGGACACUAUUUCAGGAGGCACGUAAAAUAAAUAUUGCACAAUAUCAACAUAUAAGCUACUAUGAGUGGUUACCUAUAUUCCUUGGAUUGGAAAAUAUGCUAAAGAACCGACUAAUUUACAAAAGCGCAUCUAACAAUUUCAUCAAUGAUUUCGUUAGCUCUAUUGAUCCGUCCGUUUUGAAUGAACAUGCAACAGCAGCAUUUAGAUAUUUUCACUCUCAAAUCGAGGGGAGAUUAGAGUAA